Molecule: messenger RNA, 1452 nt
Organism: Ctenocephalides felis (cat flea)
Lineage: Eukaryota; Metazoa; Arthropoda; Insecta; Siphonaptera; Pulicidae
Product: T-box protein H15-like
Exons: 6
Coding region: 1-1452 (483 amino acids)
Biological process (GO): cell fate specification; heart development; positive regulation of DNA-templated transcription
Cellular component (GO): nucleus
Molecular function (GO): DNA-binding transcription factor activity, RNA polymerase II-specific; RNA polymerase II cis-regulatory region sequence-specific DNA binding
Source: RefSeq, a predicted model, not a curated record
AUGAUUUUGGGGGCACAGCCGAGACCCGGGGCACCGCCCGCGCCCCCAAGCACGAACGCAAACGCCCCCAAUAAAUUGACGCGUAGCACCGAUUUUUCGAUAGCGGCUAUCAUGUCGAAAGCCAAGCGGGACAGGGAGCGGCAGCAGCAAAAUUUGUCCCCGACCAACGAAGACGUCGAAGACAUCGAGGUCGACGUCGAACAGUGUUCGGACAGCGAAUCUACCGCCAAUUCGACCCACACGACGAGUCCCUCCUCGAUCAACAUCAACAUCAACAACAACAAUUGUCCGAGGAUCGUUGCUAAACAGCAACAGCAACAUCAACAGUCCAACAAUAGUAACAACAGUAUCAGUGGUGGUAAUGUUUCGGCCGGCAAUCCCGCCGGGAACAAGAGUAAUAAUCCGAACGAGAGCGGUACGGAGCAGACGCCGCCGAACAGCCCGAGCGGCAGCGAGAGGCUCAGCCCGGACAUACCCAUGAGAGGAGACAGGUGUAACAGUGACGACCUGCGAUCGGUCCGGUGUCAUUUAGAAACGAAAGAUCUUUGGGACAAAUUCCACGAUCUCGGGACAGAAAUGAUCAUUACCAAAACUGGAAGGCGAAUGUUUCCGACUCUUCGAGUAUCCUUCUCCGAUCUGCCCCUGGCGUCGUCGUCCUCCUGCACCAGUGGCGGCGGCGGAGUUCAGUCCUCCUCCGUCCGCUACGCUGUCCUCCUGGACGUCGUAGGGACCGACCUGAGGAGGUACAGGUACGCCUAUCACAGGUCGUCGUGGCUGGUUGCAGGCAAAGCAGAUCCUCCUGCUCCUGCCAGACUCUAUCAUCAUCCGGACUCUCCUUACAGCGCGGAGCAGCUGAGGAAGCAGGUCGUCUCCUUCGAGAAAGUCAAGCUGACCAACAACGAACUGGACAAGAACGGACAGAUUGUUCUCAACUCAAUGCACAAGUACCAGCCCCGCAUCCACCUGGUUCGUCUGCCGACGCAAUCGACGUGCGUGCCGACGAAUCCCCAAGAGCUGGAGGCGAUGGAGCACCACACGUACGUCUUUCCCGAGACCAUAUUCACGGCGGUGACCGCCUACCAGAACCAACUGAUAACCAAGCUGAAGAUCGACAGCAACCCUUUUGCGAAGGGGUUUAGGGACUCCAGUAGACUUACGGACUUCGACAGAGACCCAAUGGACGCCCUACUCCUAGAGCAGCACCUCCGUUCACCCUCUACGUCUGUUCCCAGACUCCUUGCUAGCCCACGCGCACUCACCCUACCAUCUAGCAGCCCAAACAACACACCAGUCCCUGAGCCAACAAAUAGCCCAACACCAACAAAACCUAGCCCAAUCAUCGAACUCCCAAGAAGACAGCAUCCUAGACAAAGCAGCCCGAGCCCACAUGAUCUGGGCCCAGAAUCUAGCCCACCAAAGCCUAGCCCAAAACCAGGGGCAAACAGACCCUGA